AUGUCGACUUCGAGUUUGCAGGAGAGCGUCUCGUCCAACACAUCCAUUUCUGACGAAGAGACGGAACACAUCCCUUGCGAAUCAUGUGACGUUCCUCCAGAAAGCCUCGAGCAUGUCUUCCCUGCAUUUGACAUCAAGACGAACCAGGUCGUUAGAAUGCCCGACACUGACUACAUCUUCAUCGCACUGGAUUUCCAUCAUAUCUGUGGGAACGAGCCUAGCAUAUCUCUGGAUGGAUCGUCGUAUCGACAUAAUACUGUCAUGGAGGCCGGAAUCGCAUAUCUUGAUAUGCGAGACAUUUUGCAUGGCCGUGGUAAGGGCGUCAAACCUGGAGAUCGCGGAUCGUCCUGGUUCAAGUACAUGACUCCUCUCCACUACAUAGUGGAAGAGUUCGAGAACCAAGAUGCGUCAGAUCAGUCACCCUACUUGUUCGCUUUUGGUCGAUCAAGAAGAGUUCAGCAAAAAGAUCUUGCGUAUAGAUUAUAUCGAGUCUUUGCAUCGCUGAAAAAGAAAAACCGACGGAACGAUGAGGUCGAGCAAGGACGUCUUCGACAGCUCAUUUUUCUGACCUUUGACGCAGAGCCCGCCGAAACUACGCUAAUGCAACUUGGUUUGGAGUGGUUAGCAGAACCCAAUGUUCAGAUAUGGGACUUGAAGAAGGAGAAGCAGUUUGAGACACGCCUUCAACAACCCGCAGUAUUUGAGCAUGCUCUGGAGCGCCUGGGCCUUCGCUUUGAAGACACUCGAUUUGGAAAACUCUCGUCAUGCUCGGGGAAUGCAACUGUGUUUAUGAUUCAGAUGCUCCUUGCAUUCUUCUAUAGAGAAGAACGCCAAAAAGUCUUGUUUGAGGACCACAGACCAUUGAGAUGGCUUCGGUAUACUUGGGUAGGCCAUUCAUUAGAUCAGCUGAAUUUGGCGCCUGGAGAGUUACCAAAGCGAAGGCAUGAUAGCGAGAUGAAUCGUCAUGAUGUGCCUCAGAAGAAGAAUGAGAAGGCGUUUGGGUAG
Fusarium musae is the source of this 1005-nucleotide messenger RNA. RefSeq lists its product as uncharacterized. The record is from RefSeq and is a predicted model, not a curated record. NCBI's taxonomy places the organism in Eukaryota, Fungi, Ascomycota, Sordariomycetes, Hypocreales, Nectriaceae. The transcript has a single exon. The coding region runs from base 1 to 1005 and encodes 334 amino acids.